This is a messenger RNA of Dracunculus medinensis (Guinea worm), 1392 nucleotides long. Lineage: Eukaryota; Metazoa; Nematoda; Chromadorea; Rhabditida; Dracunculidae. The record is from the annotation of a GenBank genome assembly.
AUGUUGAACGUCAUCAGUUGUCUUGUCCACUAUUCAUUGCACGGCACAAUGCGACCAAGAGACUCUCCUGCACUCAUGCAAAUACCUCUCAUGCAAUUUCUUCACAGUUGUACAUGGAUUUCUUUUCCACCGUCGUCGUCAGCAACAGAGGGAUGCCCACGAACUUUCUUGUCUUUAUGGCUGAAUUCUUCACGACGGAAUUUUCGAAAUUAUUUUGAAUAUUUAAAGCGUAUACGAGAAGAAUUUCAACGUUCAAAAAAGAUUGGGAAUCCAAAAUGGGCAAUGAAACUUCCGAGACAUUCGAAAAAAGAAAGUACUGGCGAUGUCUCCGAUGAGGAAGACAUUGACAAUGCCGUUGCAGAUCUGACGCAAUCUGCAGGGAAAUAUAUAGAUAAAAGCAAGCUUCUGCCUAAAGGAGUGAUCAGUGUGACAUGUUUAAACAAUAUUACACAAGGUCAUCGAUUUGGCAAACUUGCAAUAAGAGCUGUUCAGUUCCACCCAGAGCGACCUGUUUUGAUGAUCGCUGGUGAAAAUGGAAUUAUUUCAUUAUUCGAAGUUGGUUUACCAAAAUCAAAAGAAUCUUUUCUUCAAGAUAUUUGCUUCAAAAAUUUCCCUGUGACUAAAGCUGCGUUUUCGUCUGAUGGGUUGAAGAUUAUAGCUGGUUCGAGAAAACAGGAAUAUAUGUUCAGCUAUAAUCUUUUGGAUGGUAAAGUGUUGCAAUUAAGGUUGCCCAAAGGCGUAACAAAAAUGAAUGCGGGGAAUUUUGCACUUUCUGAUGAUGGAAGAUAUAUGUCGGUCGUUACGAGGAAUGAAAUUCAUAUUAUUACAGUUUCGUCCAUGGAAUAUAUAGCAUAUUCAGUGGCUCCACGAUACGUCAUCUCAACGCAAUUUUUAUCAUCAUCGUCGAAUAUCGUUUAUGCGAUGACAGAGAAUGGUGAAGUUCUUUUUUGGGAUAUCCGGAAGGCCGGAAGGCUGAAAUCAUUUAUGGAUGAAGGUGUGAUCCGCAGCACAACAAUGAGAAUAAGCAGAAAUAAUCAGUACAUCGCAUGCGGGUCAAACUCAGGUAUCGUUAAUAUAUAUGAUAUGUCCCAAAUUCAUUGUAACCAAGCGCCCAGACCCGUUCGAACUUUUAAUCAAUUGACCACAAGUAUUAAACAUCUCACUUUCAACAACGAUUCUCAAAUAUUAGCAUUUUCUUCGAAUAUAAAGGAAAACGCUAUUCGAUUGGCACAUGUGCGAAGUUUAAAGGUAUUUUCGAACUUCCCAUCUUUCAACAACCAUAUUGGAAAGCCUACAACGGUUGACUUUUCACCGAAUAGUGGAUACAUGGCUAUUGGAGACGAAAAGAAUUUUGUCAAUUUAUUUAAAUUAAACUAUUUUGAAAGAUAUUAA